CCAUGGAGACGACUCGGUGUUAGGUGUAAAACGACUCGGUUCGCUUUGGCGUUUCCUUCUGCGGUUUUUCCUCCAAAUACAAAGCCAUUUGCCGUUCGCUGGAUUAAAGUGGGACAUAUGAACCGAAGCUUCGUCAGCGCCUGCUAAAAGCUUUACUUACUUAACUAUUUGACACCGUUUACGUGUUUGUUUUCAGCAUGUUCAAGGAAGAUUAUCAGGGAGGAGCAGCUGUUGAAGUUUUCAGUGCACAGGGAAAAGAUCCUGUAGCCAAAUGGAAAUUACACGGAGGGCCUUCAGCAAUACGCAAAGAGUAUAAAAAAGACAUUAAAGGAUUUGUUUACUGCCUGGAAGGUGACAUCCACAAUGUGAAGAUGCAAAUACCAGAAAAUAGGAAAAUGUCUCUUGGCCUCUCUCAACAAUUCAUUGUCCUGCAAGUAAAAAUUCCAGAGGGAAAACAUUUUUGUGUUGAACUUUUAAUAAAUUCCUCUGACAACCAGAAAAAAAGGCUCUAUUUCUCAACACUGUAUAAAAUCCUGUGUAUCACAGAGUUCCAUGCAAGGAUACCUUUUUUAGGAGUGAAGCAAAAUAUGUGGACUUCAUUGUGUAUCAACCUUGAAGCAUUCACCAGUGAACUGUUCAAGUGCACGUAUGCGAUACUGGAUGGUAUCACAUUAUCGGCAGCCUGUGAAGUCAGAAGAAUCUUCACCAUGAAAACAGAGCCUACAGGAACAUUAGAAGAUGGCAUGUUUCUCACUGGAGCUGAUAUGAAGGAGUUGAUCCCUCGCAGCUGUCAGUUCCCAAAAGAUAUAGAAAAUGUAACUCAACUAUUGAAUCGAAACUACAUUGUAAAUUUGCAGAUUGCACAAAUGAGGACAGGUGUUUUCAAGUCAGACUGUGGUAAGUCAGACCAAAGUCAAACUCUGACACUGUGCAAAGUUACGGAAAUUCAAAUGUGUUAUAACAAAGACUGUGACCUUCAUUUAGUUUCGCUCAUGCAAGAGUGCAUGCUGCAGAACCUCCUGCCAGAAGCUGCUGUCCUCACCACUCUCUGCAAGGACUUCCAGUCUGAAGCCUUACAACUUGCACACCAGACGGAGAUGCAGCUGGUCAGCCGGAUCUUGAUGGUCCCUCUAGAGAAGGUGGAGAGGAUGGGAGGGGGGAGGGAUGCUCUUCUCAUCUGUCACAGGAAAUGCAGACGCUACUGUGCUCUCUUUGCCAGGGAGCUGGAACUUGGUGCUGCUGACAACCUCCACCGCUGUGUCAUUGAUGAGGCGUGGUGUUUGGCUGGGUCGGGAUCUCCUGAAGUCAACAAUGAACUGUUUUGUUUUGUCGACGUUCAGGAGCAGUACCUUGGACGACAGUCACAGGUCAACAAGGUGAACAGCAGGGGGCUCAGGAUGCAGCCUUGGGGGGAGCCGGUGUUCAAGGACAUGACACUGGAGGUGUUGUUCCACACAUGGACAGACUGGGUUCUGCCAGUGAGGAAAUCUAGCAGCCAGUUGCACAAGGGUGUUUUGAGGCCCAGUUGGCUCAAUUUCCAUACCAGGUCUUGGGGGUUGAUUGUGUUUAAUGCUGAGCUGAAGUCCAGGAACAGCAUCCGCACGUGGGUGUUCUUCUCCUCCAGGUGCUCCAGACUCAGAUGGAGAGCAGUAGAGAUGGCGUCCUCAGUGGAGCAGUUGGGCUGGUAUGCAAACUGGUGUGGGUCAAAUGAUGAGGAUGUUCCUUCUGCCUCUGCCCAUGCCAAAUCAGCCAGCUGCAGCAAAAACAGGAUCCAGAAUGUGUCACACACAGCCUCAGGUUUCAAGGUUUCAGGAUAUCUUGCUCAAACUGGACAGAAAACCUCUGCACCCUCAGAUGGAAAGGACAGAAUUGGACACUGCAUCCAGAAUGUGGGACCAUUGUCACUUCAAAUGAACCCAGAUAUUACUUCAGAAACUCAAAACAUUUCUAUGCAGAGUGAGACGUCAUCACCUUCAGAACGUUACCAUGGUCUUCAAAAGGCAGUCCCUGAAUAUGCAUUGUCUGGUGCUCGGGAAAAGAAUUGCUGGACCAGAGGCACAUCUGGUCCUCCAUCCACUGAGCAGGACAGAAUACAUCAACCUGUGACAGAAAAGAGCAAGCACCAAACAACAGAUUUCUGUUCUGACCUUCAGGUCCGAAGUAGCAGGGAGAAUAAUGAGUCCCAGCCUCAGCUCACAUUGCAAGAGAUGCUCUUCACAUUCCCUUUCCAUCUACGCUCCCCAAGACAAGAGCAAACCAUCAGUGACCAAAAAAAGAUGGCGAUGACAGAUGGUCAGGUUCAAAGUGAAAUUGAUAGCUGCUGUGAGGCCCAACUUGAUGGCAUCUUGAUUGGCAGUGAAAGUGAUGAGGUGAACAGCGACAAGAGACCCGAGGGUGUUGAUUGCAGUGUUUCUGAUAUGCCCCUGCUUGACAGCUUGAAAAUUCAUGUGGAUGAUGAUGAGGAGCUACGAAUGCUGGCAAGUCUAAAACGGGAACAGGAGGAAGAUGAAUGCGGAGCUUCUGGCUUCAGUACAUCUCAGAUCUACCAGUCUAAUGUUAGUGUGAGCAUCAGCAGUGAUUACACCUCUACCUGGACCCACAUUCCAAUGCCAGCUAAUCAGGGUCACCACUACCAGAAGAAAAUGAACCCCCUCCUUUGCUCAAACCCAAGGGAGUGGAUGGAAGUGCUCAGUCCUCCCAUUAUGCCUCCCAACCAGGGGAUGAGCUCAGGCACAACAGGGAACUGGGUUGAAGAUCUAAUCAAAGGACGGGAAGAGCCAGUGAAUGAAGAGGAGAAUGAGGGUGAUGACUAUUUGAAUCUCUUCUAUGAUCCUUGCCUGAAACAGUAUUUUGAUCCAAAAACAGGAAAGUACUAUGAACUGGUCUGACUCAAAGCUGAUGAGAAUCAAAAGCUUUUGAGAGUAACUGAAUGGAUUCACAUUUUUUAGAAGCCUUGCUCAUUGAUCAGUAAUGAAUAACCCUUUCACAAAAAGUCAUUUAUGAGUUGUCGCUUUUGUUUUUGAGACUGUAGCAGCAGCUUUGUGUCGCCAUGUAUAGUCUUGAGUAAGAUAAGACGUGCAUGAUAAAA
Thalassophryne amazonica is the source of this 3088-nucleotide messenger RNA. It is a transcript of the gene cfap20dc, whose product is annotated as CFAP20 domain containing. The record is from RefSeq and is a predicted model, not a curated record. Bases 198 to 2888 code for a protein of 896 amino acids. NCBI's taxonomy places the organism in Eukaryota, Metazoa, Chordata, Actinopteri, Batrachoidiformes, Batrachoididae. The transcript has 19 exons.